Physcomitrium patens is the source of this 2916-nucleotide messenger RNA. RefSeq names its product ATP-dependent RNA helicase-like protein DB10. The record is from RefSeq and is a predicted model, not a curated record. Gene Ontology annotation, molecular function: protein binding; ATP binding; RNA helicase activity. Lineage: Eukaryota; Viridiplantae; Streptophyta; Bryopsida; Funariales; Funariaceae.
CAAGUUCUCUCAUUCCGUGCAAGUUAGGUUUAGGGUUUGAGGAGACCGGGGUCCAGGGUGCUGCUGCUAUUCAGUGUCUGUUGCUCCGCAUCACGUUCCGUUUUUUCACGACUCAUUCGCCGGCCAAUUUUAACGCCAUCUGUCCCUUACAUCAGCUUAGUUUCUCUUUAUCAGGGACUUGAGGGAGAAAGAAGCCGUCGUUGCGGACUUUCUUAGAGUGGGUGAAUUUGGAAUUUGGAGCGUGCCCGUGAAGUGUAGUAGUUUCCGUGUCGCCUUGUGACGAUGGUCGGCGCUGCUGUUUCGGCGGCUCCUCGAUAUGCUCCUGCUGAUCCGACACUACCGCCCCCAUGGACAGCGUUGGUGGAUGGAAACACGGGGUAUAUCUACUACUGGAACCCUGACACAAAUAUUACACAGUAUGAUAGGCCUUUGCCUUUGGUAGGAUCCGGGCGCCCUUUACCCUCUGGUCCUCCUCCUUCGUCGGUUAUAUCUGGAACAAAGUUGGCUGCAAUUCCUAGCGGGAAAGAUCAACCUAACGGGGGUUCGAGGAGCGAUACUUUGGAUGGCUUGAAUAGCUACCAUGCACAGACAGUCAGCCACAUGCCAAAUCAACCGAAACUGGCUGCAAUCCCUGUUCCAAGAGGCUCUCAGUCAUCAGUCAAUCCGAGUAUGUUCCUUCCUGCCAGUGUCUCAGUGUCGGGAUCUGCUCCUCCUGUGGGAAUGGGAUUAUCUGGAGGUCAGAAACAUGGUGCGGGCGUUUAUGAUGAUGCCGAUCGUGAUGGUUAUUACAAGCGUCCAAGAGUAGAGGCCUAUGCAAAUGUCCCCACUUCAGAUAUCGAUUCUUACAGAAAGCUUCACGAAGUGUCUGCCUUGGGAGAAAAUGUCCCUGCUCCUUUUCUGUCAUUUGAAGCAGUUGGACUUCCACCGGACAUGCUCAGAGAGAUACAAGCGGCUGGUUUUAAAUCCCCCACGCCAAUUCAAGCUCAAUCUUGGCCAAUAGCCAUGCAAAACCGGGAUAUUGUUGCAAUUGCGAAGACCGGAUCUGGUAAAACUUUGGGUUAUUUGAUACCAGCCUUUCUUCAUCUCGAACGUCAUCGGAAUAAUUCAAGACUUGGACCAAGUGUUCUCGUGAUAGCUCCUACUCGUGAAUUAGCUACACAGAUUCAAGAGGAAUGCGUGAAGUUUGGAAGAUCCUCAAGGAUUACAAGCACGUGUGUUUAUGGAGGCGCCCCCAAAGGUCCUCAGUUGCGAGACAUCGAGCGGGGAGCUGAUAUCGUAAUAGCUACUCCAGGGCGUUUGAAUGACUUUUUGGAAGUAAAGAAAAUCAGUCUUCGGCAAGUGUCUUAUCUCGUAUUAGACGAAGCAGAUCGUAUGCUUGAUAUGGGGUUUGAGCCUCAAAUUCGAAAAAUUGUGAACGAGAUUCUGUCACGACGGCAGACUCUCAUGUAUACUGCUACGUGGCCGAAAGAAGUACGCAAGAUUGCAGGGGAUUUACUUAUCAACCCUGUCCAGGUCAACAUUGGGAACACAGAUGAGCUUUCUGCGAACAAAUCUAUUACUCAGCAUGUGGAAGUGGUUGUGCCCUAUGAGAAGCAGCGUCGACUAGAACAAAUAUUACGUUCACAAGAGCCUGGCUCUAAGAUUAUCGUAUUUUGUUCUACCAAGCGCAUGUGUGACAUGCUCUCACGCAAUUUAGGCCGUGACUUUGGCGCAGCCGCAAUCCACGGAGACAAAUCGCAAAGUGAACGGGAUUUUGUUCUGUCCCAAUUUAGGACGGGAAGAACUCCUAUCCUUGUUGCGACUGACGUGGCUGCCCGAGGGCUUGACAUUAAAGACAUCAGAGUUGUCGUGAAUUAUGAUUUCCCUACGGGAGUUGAAGACUACGUUCACCGGAUUGGACGGACAGGUCGAGCUGGUGCAACCGGGCUUGCAUAUACAUUCUUUUCUGAACAGGAUGGGAAAUAUGCGAAGGAACUUAUUAAAGUACUUGAAGGAGCUAACCAGAAGGUGCCUCAAGAACUGAAGGACAUAGCGAGUAGGGGUGGAGGGAUGUUCAAAAGUCGCACGGGCAAUCGUUGGGGUGGUGACUCUGGUAAAGGGGGAAGGGAUGGUGGACGAAGCAGCUAUGGAGGAGGGCGUGGCGAUUUUGGUGGAAGAGGUGGUUUUUAUGGUGGUGGCCGGGAUGGGGGCAGGUUUGAUAGCCGGGAUCGCUAUGGUGACCGUCUGCCAGACCGUAGUCAUGACCGAUACGUCGCACCGGGCGGGGCUAGAUAUGGGGAGAAGGACAAAAGCAAGAAUCGCAGCCGCAGCUACAGCCGAAGUCCUAGUCGGUCCAGGGCAUACAGUCGCAGCAGAAGCCGCAGCUAUGAGCGCUACAGUGACAGCAGAGGAAGAGAUCGUAGCAGAUCCCCAGCUAGUCGUAGAUCGUAUUCCCCGGACGGAGGGCGGGGUGGACGACGAUAGAAUAGCCACGCUAUAUGUAAAUUCCUGAGAAGCUUUAGGCAACUUUUCUUUGUUCCUGUGAUUUAGAGAUGAUACAUGUUCUUCACGCUCCCUUGUUUUCCUCGAAUGACGAGAGAAAACAUUGUAGUUUACUUAGAAAUGCUGCCAUUCGGUUUAUGUGGCAGCAGUAGGAAUUCACUGCUUCCCUUGCCAUCUUCGGAAGCCAUGGCAUAAAUUUCAGAGCUUCUUUCACUAGUGGCUCGCAGUUUUCCGGACCUCAUGCCUUGUCGCCAUUAGCAUUCAUGGACUUGAAUCCAUUCGGGGUUCCUUCAACAGUCUUCAAAGAUAUAAGGUGUAUGCAAGGAGCAUCAUCUAUUACCUACUUAUCAUGUGAUUUUUGUAUUUUGAAGGGUGCUAGUAGCAAUGUCUUCGCUACAGCCCAAAUCAUACUCACCAGGGAUUGCAGAAAUGUAA